AAACCGCAAAAGUUUUACAGUUUCUACAUGAUUGGCAGUUAUUAUAAUGGUCUAAAUCAGUGUAAACAUCAACAAGCUGCAUGAACAGAUUCCUAUGAUGUAGAAAUGUAGUGUACAACCUGGGUUUCACAGACCCAGUUGAACCCAGCUUUAGUUUAUUAACAGAUAGUAUAUAAUGUAAUCAACACUGAUUAAGCAGCAUUGCAUUCCUCCUGUUUGUACUCUAACUUCCCCUCGAACAACAAUAAAUGAGUCAAUGAACACCUAAUCAUAGAAAAAGCAGGGUAACCCGGGUACAGAGCCACAGCCAUCUACACCCUCACUGACCAAGUAAACACACUCCCAGAAUGUAUGUCAGAUUUAUCCCUCUGUGUGUGUGUUAGGAAACAACUUAGAAGUCCCAGUUUGAUUAUUAGUCAUAGAGACAUGAUAUACUGUAAUGGGGUACACAGUGGAACAAAACGCUUCCCCCUCGACAAUGGAAUGAAACGCUUCCCCCUCGACAAUGGAACAAAAUUCUUCCCCCUCGACAAUGGAAUGAAAUGCUUCCCCCUCGACAAUGGAAUGAAACGCUUCCCCCUCGACAAUGGAAUGAAAUGCUUCCCCUCGACAAUGGAAUGAAAUGCUUCCCCUCGACAAUGGAACGAAAUGCUUCCCCCUCGACAAUGGAACAAAACGCUUCCCCCUCGACAAUGGAAUGAAAUGCUUCCCCCUCGACAAUGGAAUGAAACGCUUCCCCCUCGACAAUGGAAUGAAAUGCUUCCCCUCGACAAUGGAACGAAAUGCUUCCCCCUCGACAAUGGAAUGAAAUGCUUCCCCCUCGACAAUGGAACUAAACGCUUCCCCCUCGACAAUGGAACGAAACGCUUCCCCCUCGACACUGGAAUGAAACGCUUCCCCCUCGACAAUGGAAUGAAAUGCUUCCCCCUCGACAAUGGAACGAAAUGCUUCCCCCUCAAAAAUGGAACGAAAUGCUUCCCCUCGACAAUGGAACGAAAUGCUUCCCCCUCGACAAUGGAACGAAAUGCUUCCCUUUCGACAAUGGAACGAAAUGCUUCCCUUUCGACAAUGGAACGAAAUGCUUCCCUUUCGACAAUGGAACAAAAUGCUUCCCCUCGGCAACGGAACGAAACGCUUCCCCUCGGCAACGGAACGAAACGCUUGUCCUCGGCAACGGAACGAAACGCUUGUUCUCUGCAACGGAACGAAACGCUUGUUCUCUGCAACGGAACGAAACGCUUGUCCUCGGCAACGGAACGAAACGCUUCCCCUCGGCAACGGAACGACAACAGAAAGACACAGUGUGUAUGGACCCGGAGGUGAUGUCGUACAGUCAGACCAUCUACAUGACUGGUCUUCUGCUAGGAUCUCUGUUUGGAGGAGCUCUCUCUGACAGGUACGGUAAGCGAGCAGUGCUGCUGGUGUGUGUGUGUGUUAAUGCUGUGACUGCUGUGCUGCCGGCAGUCCUUCCUCAAGCCCUCCUCUUCCUCACCCUGCGCUGUCUGGCCGGGGUCUCCUGCUGCUGCAUCAAUAUCUGCAGCUUCAGUCUGGGUGUGGAAUGGAGUCUUCCCAGGUAUCGUAUCUGGCCCCCGGCCCUCCUGUCCUUCUCCUUCAGUCUGGGUAUGAUGGCCCUGGCUCCGCUGGCGUACCUGACACACACCUGGACACAGCUACACCUGGCACUGGCCGUACCACAGAUCCUCUGUCUGCCACUCUACUAUUGUAUUCCUGAGUCUCCUCGCUGGCUGCUCCUGAAAAGGAGGACAGAGACUCUGGAGCAGUAUAGGAGACACAGUCCUGAGGACAGACGCUUUCUAGACCUGUUGUUGGACACAGAGGGGAAGGACCUGCAGGAAGUCCACCUGAACACAGAGGGGAAGGACCUGCAGGAAGUCCACCUGAACACAGAGGGGAAGGACCUGCAGGAAGUCCACCUGAACACAGAGGGGAAGGACCUGCAGGAAGUCCACCUGAACACAGAGGGGAAGGACCUGCAGGAAGUCCACCUGAACACAGAGGGGAAGGACCUGCAGGAAGUCCACCUGAACACAGAGGGGAAGGACCUGCAGGAAGUCCACCUGAACACAGAGGGGAAGGACCUGCAGGAAGUCCACCUGAACACAGAGGGGAAGGACCUGCAGGAAGUCCACCUGGACACAGAGGGGAAGGACCUGCAGGAAGUCCACCUGGACACAGACACACCUGACAAUAAGACAAACACACUGGAGACUGACACACCUGACAAUGAGACACACACACUGGAGACUGACACACCUGACAAUGAGACACACACACCAAAGACAGACACACAAACAUGGGAGGAACACACACUUUCCCACUGCGGACACAUGAGAAGUCCUACCAUCCUUCUGCGCCUGGUCAUCUUGAGUUACAUUGGGCUAGCAUCAGCCCUGACGUACUACGGUAUCUGUAUGAAUGUCGGGCGGUUCGGGGUUGAUGUCUUCCUGGCUCAGUUCUUCAGCGGCCUAUCAGAGGCUCCCUGCCUGCUCGUCCCAUUCCUAUUGGCUCGCUGGGGCAGACGCCCAAUCAGCAUGCUAUCCCUGUUCCUCAGUGGCUCCUUCUGCCUGCUGUCCCUGCUCGCAUCACGCUUCUACGAUGUUCCAGGGUUGGUGAUGACUCUGGCCCUGGUGGGGAAGCUGUGUAUGCAGACCACUGUGUUUGUCUCUGUACUCUACGGCAUCGAACUCUUCCCUACGCUCAUCAGACAGAAGUGUGUGGGCUUGGUGUGUCUGUGUUACAGGGUGGGCUGUAUCCUGAAUGCGGUGGUCAGUCCUAGAGGAGAAACCAUCCCAUUGGCCGCUAUGAUUCUUUAUGGGAGUGGCCCCAUUGUUGGGGCGGGACUGUGUCUGUUUCUACCGGAGACCAGUGGUGUGCCGCUCCCUGAUUCGCUGGAGGACUGUGACAAACAACCCAGUCUUCAUCUACCAACCUUCCCUUCCCUUUGGUCUUCAGAGGGUGCUCAGCGGAUACCCCAGCUGGCAAAGCCUACCCGUUGCUGGGAGACCCAGAGAAGCCCUCCCACAACCCACAGGAUCCAAACGGACUCAAACUGCACGUACACAAACACACACAUGCUGUAGAUACAUGUAUUUGAAGUUCCACGGUGCUCAGUUGGUACAGAACACAAUAAACUGGGAGGUACUACCUGAACUUUGAACCAUAAACAUUGCAAUACAUUUUGAGACGUUGUGCCCUACUGAACACGACCGUGGUUUUAGUGUUUUAUAGGUUUGAUCCUGUAUCUCCCACAGCCUGCAGAGGCUUGCGUGUGUGAGAUGUGAGGAAACAUUGCUAAUGUAGCAUUGUGUGAACAGCUCUGCAGGAAGGUUCUGUGUGUGCAUUUUCUUAUCCUUGCACAAUCCUUGUUAUCCUUGCACAAUCAUGAAUCUCCCUUGCACCUUGCUAACAUUUCUACACUGUGUUUCAUAUCAAGUUGACUUUCGAUGGGGGGGUGCGGGGGGGGGGGGGCUGUCUUAUCAUAAAGGGUGUGGUCUUGUUGCUGUAUGUUUGGUAUUGAAAUCAGAUGCCUGUAGUUAUGUGUAGGAAUGUUGUCCUGUCCGGUGGCAGGGUCACGCUGUUGAAAUGACCAAUUGUAUCUCAUUAUGUGCUGUUGUGUGUUCUUAUAGGCUGAGGAAUGUUCUCCUGUAGUCUGUAGAUUUCCUGUUCUUUGCUAUUAAAUAAAAAUAAAAUAAAAGAUUUUUCAAUUUCA
Messenger RNA from Salvelinus namaycush (lake trout), 3730 nucleotides. Its product is annotated as solute carrier family 22 member 6-like. Bases 918 to 3101 code for a protein of 727 amino acids. Lineage: Eukaryota; Metazoa; Chordata; Actinopteri; Salmoniformes; Salmonidae. Gene Ontology annotation, cellular component: membrane. The transcript is spliced from 10 exons. Gene Ontology annotation, biological process: transmembrane transport. Gene Ontology annotation, molecular function: transmembrane transporter activity. The record is from RefSeq and is a predicted model, not a curated record.